UUGGCUCCAGAGUGCAGAGAUGGCGAGGAUUUUUUCGAUGUGUUUGGCCUUAAGCAGCAUAGCUUGGCAGUAUCAAGAGACGACUGGUCAACAGGUUCUCCCGCUAGGUAUCUUUAGCUUUUUCGGACAAACCGCCAGACAAUCCCCUGCGCCUACUCUGCUGACCGCCGCUCCCAGUUCCAGCGCCCAGGCAGACACGCCAGCAUUAACCCGCAAGUUGGUGGACGUCGGCAGUCCCGCUGAUGUCACAUUUGAAAUGUCCUGCGCUGGAUCCACCUCCAGGGCCGCCCUCAGCUGCCACUGUGCCGGUAUUGGGCACCGCUGUGCCGACUCGGCAUCGAUUUGUAACGCUAACGGGAAAUGUAUCUGUGAUCCUUCACUGUCUUAUCAGGAUGGCUCUAAAUGUGUACGUUAUCCCACAACUACCGCAACAACUACGACAACUUGCCCUAGCGCAAUAACCUGCCCGAGUACCACGUCGUGUCCGGUGUGUUCUGCAACGACCCCGGCAUGUCCAACGACACCUACUUGUCCAACGGUGCCCACCACCACCAGUUCCACCACUACCACCACGAUGACGACGACCACAACGACACCGCUGGACACGAGAUGCGCUACUUCAGGCAUUCUGUCUGGCGGCGGCAAGUGCGGGGGCUGCGUUCAACUCACGCUUGCCACUACAACCACUUUACAAUUGGAUGCAGGUAGCACCAGUAUGGGUUUUUGUUUGUACGAGAUCGUCGGACCACCUGGGAGCGCUUUGACACUCACCAGAACCAGUAACACUUUGGUCUCCGGUCAGGCUCACAUCAUCAUAAAUGGGAACGCAUAUUCCUCCUCCACUGGCAUUCCUUACCCUGCCGUUCCACCCACAAUAUCUCUUCCUGCCAGCAGCGCGGGGGUUCUCCUCAUCGGCAAUCCGAAUUUAGGCAGUGUGAUCUUUACCGUUUCGGCAGCCCCCGCAACAGUAUAGCCCAUGGAUACUAUCCAAACGAGUGUCAAAUUCAGACAAAAUUUCCCAAAUACCGGGCCGCUUGGAGGACACCGUCCGCGUUAUGUUCAGUUAUAACCAUUAACCAGUCAGCAUCAUUUGCAAGACAUACAGCAGCCGGGCGCUCGACACACACUUGGAAAAUAUUUUGUGUCUUACAACUGCAUUUUGUUAAAGCGCGAUGUUCGCGGCUACAUACAAAGUCAUGGUCAGACAUUCUAGAAGUCUUUCAAAACUCUGGGUUUCUUUAAAUUUUCUAAUCUGUCACUUUAAGCUUUCGAAACUGUCAGU
This is a messenger RNA of Paramacrobiotus metropolitanus, 1282 nucleotides long. Its product is annotated as integumentary mucin C.1-like. The record is from RefSeq and is a predicted model, not a curated record. The transcript is spliced from 6 exons. NCBI's taxonomy places the organism in Eukaryota, Metazoa, Tardigrada, Eutardigrada, Parachela, Macrobiotidae. The coding region runs from base 20 to 973 and encodes 317 amino acids.